AUCUCCUAACGGUCCAGUCGAAACGAUCGAUCAGACAACUCGACUUGUCGCCGAUCCCUUCUUGAAACUAGCCGGCACUCGGAAGCCUCUGAACCUCUGAAACACCAUAAAGCGACGAUCGUCAUGGGACCAGUCUCCGGUUUGCUAUUGGCAGGCCUGGUUUCUGCGGCCCUGGCCAAGCCGGGACUCCUGUCCGCGCCCCUGAUCGCCACUUUAACCCCUGCAGCUCCUGUCGGACCGGAUGGCCGGGUCCUAGACACGCCAGAAGUUGCUGUUGCCAAGGCGGAACACGCGGCUGCUCACCUCAACGAGAGAUUGAAGCUUGCUGACGAGGCUGCCAGGUCAGGAGCAGGCCUGCAACAGGUUCAGGUUAAACAAUCUUCGCUGUUGAUUGCUUCACCAAACGUUUUGGUACCUGGCGCUCCACUUGGACCUGAUGGCAGGGUGGUGGACACCCCAGAAGUCGCUGUCGCCAAGGCUGCGCACGCCGCCGCUCAGGUUAACGAGAGAAUUAAUUUGGCAAACGAGGCGGCCAGGUCUGUCGCUGCGGAUCUUAACAGACCACUGGUUCCUCUGGUAGCCAGCGGUAUAGUGGCCCCAGUGGUGCAAGCAGCAACAGUAGGUCCCGACGGAAGGGUGCAAGACACUCUAGAGGUAGCAGCAGCAAAAGCAGCCCACGCAGCAGCUCAGAUCAACGAGAGGAUUAACCUGGCGAACGAGGCGGUGAGAUCAUCGGGGACGAUAGUCGCUGCUGCUCCAGGAACAGUGACCGUACCAUUAGUAGCCAGCAACGCAGUGGUGGUCCCUGGUGCACCCAUUGGCCCGGACGGAAGAGUGCAGGACACGCCGGAAGUGGCUGUGGCGAAAGUCGCCCAUGCAACCGCUCAUCUUAACGAGAAAUUGAACCUGGCCACAGAGGCUGCCAAAUCUGCCGAUGUUCUCGCUGUUGCUGGCCCUGCCCUCGCCUAUGGACGGCUCGUCUAUUAAAAAUCUGAUCGUCAUUUAACACGUUCACCGUGUCCACGCGUAGAUUUGGUAAAAACAAUCACGAGCAAUCGCAAAUUUCUGAAAAAGCAUCAUAAUUAGA
Bombus terrestris (buff-tailed bumblebee) is the source of this 1087-nucleotide messenger RNA. Its product is annotated as cuticle protein 18.7. NCBI's taxonomy places the organism in Eukaryota, Metazoa, Arthropoda, Insecta, Hymenoptera, Apidae. The transcript has 2 exons. The record is from RefSeq and is a predicted model, not a curated record. The coding region runs from base 124 to 987 and encodes 287 amino acids.